Molecule: messenger RNA, 759 nt
Organism: Plasmodium malariae
Lineage: Eukaryota; Apicomplexa; Aconoidasida; Haemosporida; Plasmodiidae
Product: phosphatidylinositol N-acetylglucosaminyltransferase subunit H, putative
Exons: 5
Coding region: 1-759 (252 amino acids)
Biological process (GO): GPI anchor biosynthetic process
Cellular component (GO): glycosylphosphatidylinositol-N-acetylglucosaminyltransferase (GPI-GnT) complex
Source: RefSeq, a predicted model, not a curated record
AUGAAAAACGAAAUAAGGAAAAUUGAACAUGUGUAUGGAAUUGAAUAUGUAUCAGAGAAAAAGGAAAAAAAAAAAAAGGUUUUAUUUGUGUUAAUAAUUUUAUCUCUAUAUUAUAUGUAUAAUCUCUAUGCGGUAUAUAAGAAAGGAUAUUUUGUUUUCAAUGAAUUUCAAAUAUUCCUUUUUGUCACGUACUUGUCAUUUAUUGUAGUAUAUUCAAAUAAUCAGUGUCUCGAAAAGCUUUUCCUAAUAAACAAUGUAGGCAUACAAAUUGAGAAGAAGGAUUUGUUCCAGCGUCAGUUGAAAUUUAUUUGUUUAAAUGACGUAAAAAGCAUUUUCAUUAAUGAGGCCAUAUACAUAUUUGAAAUAUGCCCCUAUUUGUGCAUCAUCCUGAAAAACAACAAAUUCGUUGUUCUCUUUGAGAAUUUUAACUUAGAAAUGAAAAGCUUAGUAAACAUAUAUAGGGAUAUGAAAAGAAUAGUUUUUUAUAACGAUUACAAAAAGUUAAGAGGUGUGAAAGCAGUAGAUAUCAAGGAAGAAAAAGGUGAAAACGAAGAAGAAAAUAAUUUUGUAUUCCUUGACGAUGUUGCAUAUGCAGCAAAUAUUAAAUCUUCUAGUGAAGAAGAAAAUAUUUUUAAAUUAUUAAAUUUUAGUUCAGGAGAAAACCAUAAAAUUGAUGAUAAAUCACAAGAACUUGAGAAAAUGAAAAUAUAUGACAUAUAUAUAAAUAAAAAAUUAGCAUUGGAAAUAAUGAAUAACUGA